This is a messenger RNA of Lactuca virosa, 303 nucleotides long. The record is from the annotation of a GenBank genome assembly. NCBI's taxonomy places the organism in Eukaryota, Viridiplantae, Streptophyta, Magnoliopsida, Asterales, Asteraceae.
AUGUACAUUUCAGUUGGUCCCCACUUCAAAUCUGUCGGUAAACCUAUAUACACCGAAAGAAACCAUCAAACCGGAACCAGUGAAGAUGUAAGAAAUAUUAAGCUUUCAGCAUUUUGGAUAUCGGGUGCAGUAGAAAACUCACAAGCAAGAAUAGUUGGUGGGGAUUCAUCGUUAACGGAAGGCGACGGGGUAAUUGUUUCAGGAGUAAGUUUAGGUCUUCCUCAAGAAAGUGAAACUUGUUGGGUGGGUAGAAGGCAGACCUAUGAGUUUAGAGCUGCAAGUCAUUCUUAUAUAAAACAAUGA